AUGAUGACACCGAAGUUUUGGUUAACUAUUAUCACUAUUAACUGUGCUCUUUUAACAUCAUCUGUAAUUGCUGAUGAUCCUUGCAGAUACGAGACUACAAAAGGUAUCAUUGAUUUAACAAGUAUUGGUCGAACAGAUGGUAAACCAGCUUAUGCAGAUAAAACACCACCAGCAUCAGCUGAUUACAAAUAUAGUUACAAUCCCUGCAAGCCCUUUACAGAGCUACCUAAUUGUAUAGGUGUUGCAGCUUGUCAAGUCUCUGCGGACGGAAAACUUAGUUUUAGCCUUGGAAAACAAGAGAGUGUCAAAUGGAAUCCAGGAUCUGGUUUAGGUAGUAUUCCUUCAAUUACGUAUACCGAAGGUGCAAAAGUAGUGACAGUUACAUUAGUAUGUUCAGCCGAUGGAAGUGAAGACUUUGACGCUAUGGGUGAAAACCCAAUAAAUAACUACAAAUUUCGGUUAUCGCAUAAAUGUGCUUGUUGGGAUGGUUGUGGACAUACGCCACCACAACCAACGACAAAAUCACCAGGAGGUGGUGGUGGUGGUGGACUUGGUGGAGGUGGUGCAUUUGUUAUAAUCCUUCUUGUCCUUGCUAUUGUUUAUUUCGCCGGUUUUGCUUCGUACUAUAAAUUUCGUCAACAAAAAUCGGGUGCAGAACUUAUUCCACAUCGUACAUUUUGGGUUGCUCUACCUGGUUAUGCUAAAGAUGGUGCAGUUUAUGUAUUUCGUCGAGUAUCAGGCAAAGGUGCUGAGAGCUAUAAUUCAGUUUAA
Messenger RNA from Adineta steineri, 771 nucleotides. The record is from the annotation of a GenBank genome assembly. NCBI's taxonomy places the organism in Eukaryota, Metazoa, Rotifera, Eurotatoria, Adinetida, Adinetidae.